AGCUAAAUAUUGAAGAUCUAUUACGUCUCCAGUGUCCCUAUAAUGUGUGUGAAGUUUCAUCUGUAAAUACCCCAUGGUUCAUUUACACCCUGCUGUAAAUGCCUCUUUUUGGGUGGAAGCAAAAACCAUGCUAUUUUGGUGUCUGUCUCUUUAAAUGCAAAUGAGCUGCUGGUCUCCACCCCCUUUCCAGAAGAGAACAGCUCGUGCUUCUGAUACUACAAUCAACAAUGCAGCAGGAGAAUCAGUCCGACUGAUGCCUAAAUACCGGUGUUCAGCCCUGUAGGUAUGAAUUAUACAGACAGGAAGUGUUUUCAGGUUAAAAUAAAAAUGAGGAGUUAGCUCUGCCAGGAUCUAAAAACUUUAGCCACGUUGCCAUGGAAUCUGCUACUGAGCUCAUUUAAAAGGUUUACAAACAUUUCACAAAAGAUAAAGUGCGACACUUCCAUCUUCUGGAGGUGAAGCUGGAUCAGGAACAGUACUGAUCUGUUCUUGAGAAUCAAAUCCAGUAAAUCCUGCUUUGUACUGGCCCGCGUUCACAAAGCAGUCUGGUGUGAACUGAUUUAAGGUAUUUUUGUGGCACAUUUUCCUUCAAAAGUUAAACUUCACUGCAUGUUCAGUGGUUCUGAUGCUGGAGAACAUGGCCAACUGUGUGCAGCUCACUCAGGGGAGGAGCUAUGCUAAUAGGGCAGAGUCGAGGGUGGGGUGGGGCCUGUUCCAAUGUGGCAUCACGUUGGAGAGAAAACGAAGAAUGACUCAUUUUGAAACACUGUUUAUGAUUUAUGGGGAAUAUAAAAAGAAGUGUGUGGAUUUUUAGUGUUACAGAGGGGCUUGUGUACACUCACUGCUGACACACUAAACAUCACUUCUGUCAUUAUUCUGUAUUUCACUGUAAACUCAAUCCAUCAUCUGUACCAGUCUAAAUAAAGCAAAGCCACGCCCACUAUCAUUUUACUAAAUGUUUAUUAAUCUGGCAACAAAAUUUAAUCAUCAGCAGUGAAUGAGUGUAAGAUUAAACAAACCGGACCUGCUUCACUCAUUUCUCUCUCUCUCUCUCUCUCUCUCUCUCUCUCUCUCUCUCUCACUCACACACACACACACACACACACACACACACACACACACACACACACACACACACACGGAGAAAACCUUUAUUGAAAGGUUUUGCUGCAAUUCUGCGCCUUUAGCUGCACGGCACCCGGGGGCGCGCGAGCGCAGGAUUAAGCCCACUCAAUCUCUCACACACACACACACCAGCGCGUGCGGAUCGGGGAUGUCUGUAGGCUGUUGGUGAGAGACAGACCGACACUGCUGUCUUUCACUCAGUGUGUGUGUGUGUGUGAGAGAGAGUGUGUGAAUGAGUGUGUAAGUGUGUCGCGUUUAUCUGCGCGCUCAGCUCAGUGGUCGCGUGCCGGCGGUGUUGUGCAUCCUCAUUCUCGCGCUCCUGGUGAUGCAGCAGCAGCAGGGUCCGCGCGUGCUGAAGGAGGGCGUGCUGGAGAAGCGCAGUGACGGACUGCUGCAGAUGUGGAAGCGGAAACACUGCACGCUCACGGAAGAAGCCGUACUGCUGCACGCGCCCAAACACGCGCACCGGCACCCGCCAGCGCACCCGGCGGGAAAGGGCAAAGAGCUGCACUUCUCGCGCGUGAAGACGGUGGACUGCGUGGAGCGGAAGGGCAAACACGGCUACUUCACCGUGGUGAUGGCGGACGGGAAGGAGAUCGACUUCCGGUGCCGGGCGGACGAAGGCUGGAGCGCGGAGAUCACGCUGCAGAUGGUGCAAUAUAAAAACCGACAGGCCGUGCUCGCGGUGCGCUCCACGCGCCACAAACAGCAGCGGCUCGUCAUCAGCAAACCGGAAACGGAGGUCACGGUACCGGCGGGGGAGAGCCGCGCGCACAGCGGUUAAAUGGAUUCAUCAGCUCAUCACACAGACAGACGAAGAGACGGAGAUUACACACACACACACACACACGGAUACACUCCAACUGUGGAACUGAUCUCCUGCCUUCAUCUACGUGUGUGUGUGUGUGUGUGUGUGUGUGUGUGUGUGUGUGUGUGUGUAAAUCAGUAGCUUCCUCUUCAUUCAUCAGGCCAAAGACACCCUGUUUCUCCACCCAACUUCUCCGUCAGCUCUACUGAACACUUCACCCCAGUGUAUGAUGUCACUGUGAUGAUGUCAUCAGUGAUUUAGAUCAAUCCCCUUCUGUUCAGGUCAAUGGUCUGUUCCAGCUACAGACAGACCUUCCCCUUCUGUUUGGGAAUGGUGUGUUCCAGGACAUUGUUGUCCUGUGUGACUCUCCCUUUUCCUUUACGGUGUGGGUGUGGUUAUGAAGUCUGGUUGUCAUGGAUACCAUGUCCCAGCAGUAGUAGGAGAUGGAGUUCACUUCCUGUGUCAGGUGUGUGAGGGACCGGGCCUGAGAACAGAGACACAAUGAUGACAACAGACAGAGGAGUGAAGGAGAUGACUGUGUGUGUGUGUGUGUGUGUUUGUGUGUGUGUGUGUGUGUGUGUGUGUGUCUGUCUGUCUGUCUGUCUGUCUGCAGCUGGAACAAACCGUUCUAUAACGAUGGAGGGAGGUGUCUGAUCCGUCUGGAGGUUGGUGAUGUGAUAUGUGUGAGGUGAUUUUCUCGCUGUCGUGUAAAGCUGAUGAUUGACCUCAGAUCUUUGUGUGUGUGAGAGAGAGAGAUAUGUGGUUGUUAAAGCUGCUUUCAUAAUUAAACACUUCAUUUCAGUCACA
Molecule: messenger RNA, 2740 nt
Organism: Ictalurus punctatus (channel catfish)
Lineage: Eukaryota; Metazoa; Chordata; Actinopteri; Siluriformes; Ictaluridae
Gene: phlda1
Product: pleckstrin homology-like domain, family A, member 1
Exons: 2
Coding region: 1451-1909 (152 amino acids)
Biological process (GO): positive regulation of apoptotic process
Molecular function (GO): phosphatidylinositol phosphate binding
Source: RefSeq, a predicted model, not a curated record